Molecule: messenger RNA, 4296 nt
Organism: Didymodactylos carnosus
Lineage: Eukaryota; Metazoa; Rotifera; Eurotatoria; Philodinida; Philodinidae
Source: the annotation of a GenBank genome assembly
CUUUCGCACGUUCGAAAAAAAAUAGGUAAGAAAAAUGAUGUCAAAAGGUUUCGGGGAAGUUACCCAGGGUCAAAAUCUCAUCCAUGUCGUAGUUUAGGAUCGAUUCGUUCGGAGCUAUUCCCGCGCAAAGAAUACAUUUCAAUUUUAUCAUUUCAUGUAUUCUAGAAAAUAUAAUGAUUUCUAGUUCGCCAACUUACACAUACUUGAUCAUAUUUGUUUUCAUAUUCACAAUAUGUUUAUAUAACAUAGAAUUAUACACACGUACAUAAUAACUUUUUAAUUUUCUUCGUUUAUGGAACAAAAUUUCACAGUAAAUUACACUGAGUAUAAACGACAAAAUAGGGUAGAAUAGAGAGUCUUUUGUAUUCAUUAUGAAAUACUAACAAUGAAUCUUCUUUGCAUCAGUAACUUAUACAAGUAUUUUUUAAUAGAUCUUACAAGAUCGAUCAAAACAUCUUCAAUUGCUCUUUAUACAUUUUUUUUUUAUAACCAACUAGUUUGUCAUUAUUAGCACUACACAAACACCUGAUUCUGAUUGAACUUUUACAUAUAAUUGAACGUUCCAAUAAUUUAAACGAUGUGUACAAAUACAACUAGAGUUUUUUUUAGUAUGCCGUUCGAUGCAUGUAUUCAGAAUGUCAAUAUUUACUCAUCUGUUUAAUACAAGAAUAUUGAACACGGAAAUUUCUUUUUUUUACUUGUGUUAAUUAAUACAAAUUAAACCUUUCCCGUGAAAAGUCAUCAUCUUUUUCUUGAAUUGAAAAAUCAGAUCUAAUGAAGAAUAACUAUCAGAGAUGAUUGUAUAGACAAUCAAAAAAAUUCAUUUUUUUAGAUCAAACUGACUUCCGUUUAUAUCGGUGACAGUAAUGAUGAUUUAAGAAAUAGUGCGAGACAAGUGUGAAAUUCGUUGAUCAUCCUUUUUCUAUAAUGGUGAUCUAUCUCAAAUUUAUAUUCAUAUCUAUUACACUACACGUAUGAUUGACAUUUUAAUACUUCAUUUGUGUUUAUCAAUGAUAAUAAUAGACAUUGUUCACAAAGAAGAAGGAGAAGAAAUAAUAAUAAUAAUAAUCGGAUGAACUACCACAAAUCGAUAUGCUUCAUUUAUGAUUAGUAGUAAUUUAACUAGAAGAAAAGAAAAUGUAAGAGCCUUUUGAGGUUAAUGUGGUCAAUAAGAGUUAGUUCCUCAUUAUUAUUCAAUGAUAAUAAUCAUACAUUAGAGAAUUUUUAUGAAUUCUUAUUCUAAAUAUGGUUAAAAUGAUAAUUUUGUGUUUCAUAAAGAAGAUGGAUAUGAUAUAUAUGUACAUAUACAUACAGAAAAAUAUUUUAAGUUUAAAAAAUAGAAAAAAAACAGAAUAGUUUUAUUUCAGUGGUAGUAAAUGAUAUGUUUUGUUUUAUUUUCGUUAUAGUAACGCCUAUUGUAAUUGUUAAAUAAUCUGUUUUAAAAAUAUCAUCUACCAGAUUGCAAAGAGAAUUUAUUCUUAGAAUUUAUGCUUAUCUUUUAUUCUAGUUAUAUUAUUUCCAACCAAUGUUUUAUUAUCCAGUGUAUUAAGUACACGAACAAUAACGGAGAAAGAAGGUCAUGAAGUUGUAUUAUCAUGUCGUUUCGAUCAAUUAUCCGAUAAAGAUCGUGUUAUGUGGUCAAAAGAUGGUAUUGUCUUGUCUGUUAAUACCGAAAUAAAAGCGGAUAAACAACGAUAUGAAAUAUCUGGAAAAUAUGAUUUAAUUAUUAACAAUAUAACCGAUAAUGAUAGUGGAAAAUAUUUAUGUCAAAAUUUUGAUCAAGAAUUAUCAAUGAUAAUAAUAUUAACCGUUUUAACUCGACCAUCGGAACCCGAACUUCAUCAAACAAAUGAAACACUUACGGAAAAAGCCAUCGUUCAAUUUGUUUGUUCGGUGUUAGGUGGUAAUCCUUCUCCAACGUUUUCGUGGUAUCUAAAUCAUAAUAUUAUUAAUGAAAGUUUAUAUACAACAUAUCCAAAUAAAAAACAAUCGUUUGGUGAACUACGAUUACCCAUCGAACGACGUUAUCAUGGAGCUCAACUAUCGUGUCAAAUUGAUAAUAAAGCCUUAGAUAAACCAUUAACAAUAUCAACAAAAUUAAAUGUUCAAUAUAAACCUGAUGUUUCGCUAAAAAAUGGUCAAUCAAUUGUUACUAAUGGAAAUAUUGCUAUUAUUGAAAAUUCAUUAUUUUCACUUGAAUGUCUUGUGGACUCGAAUCCAACACCUGUUGAACCAAUUCAAUGGUUAAAAAAUGGCGCAACAUUGACUGAUGUUACAUCGCCAUCAUUAGUUUUACAAACAAUUAAACGUACAGAUGAAGGUGAAUACACUUGUAUUGCUUUGAAUACUAUAGGCAAGGGACAAGCAAGUGUUCGUAUUCGUAUUCAAUAUGGUCCCAUCGUGAAACUUAAAGGUGGUGAUACAAUUCGAGAGAAUCAACGUUUAUCGUUAGAAUGUAUGACUGAUGCUUAUCCGGAAGUAGAAGAGUAUCAAUGGUUUAAAAAUAAUAUAUUGUUGUAUCAUUAUAAACAUUCAACAUUAAUUAUCGAUCGUGUCCAAAAACAAGAUCAUGGCAAUUACACAUGUUUAGCUAAGAAUUUCUUAAGAAGUUCAGAUGGAUCACGAAUUGAAAUGUCACAAAAAGAUGAGACAAGAGUUAUUGUUGAAUAUGCACCUAUUGUAACAAGUUUAUCAUUUAAAAUUGCAUCUGAUCCAAUGACAGAUGUUAUGUUACAAUGUCAAAUUGAUUCAUAUCCAGAAUCCACUAUAAACUGGAUAUUUAAUGGUACUCUUAUUCGAACAAAUAAUGGAAAAUAUGUCAUUACGCAAAAGAAGAUCAAUAACAUUAUUCAAAGUAAUUUGAUCGUAAAAAAUGUACAAACACCCAUUGACUUCGGUCUUUAUUCGUGUAAUGCCUUAAAUAAAUUUGGUCAAAAUUCUACAACAAUUCAAUUAAGAUCAAAAGAUGUGCCUGAUGCACCAGUUCAUUUAAAUGUUUCAAAUAUUUCUUAUUCAUCAUUUAUAUUGGAAUGGAAGCCUGGUUUCGAUGGUGGCUCAUCUCAAACAUUCAUUGUAUCACUCAAUGGUCUGUUAGAAAAACAAACAAACGAAACAAAAGUCACUAUAACAAAUUUAAACCAUUCAGAAUUGUAUAUAGUUCGUGUCCGAUCACAAAAUACAUUAGGUAUUAGUAGGGAAUAUGCUAUGAUACAAGUAACAACAUUACAAGUACCAAUUAGACAAGAAGAUCUUCCAUUAAUUGAACAUCCUAUGCUUCAUAUUGGUCAACGAACAAUCAGUUAUCAACUGAACGACAAUUUGACAUUGGUAGCAAAUAAAGCGUUGUUAUGCAUCAAAGUUGAAGGGCAAAAUGGUACAAUUGAAUGUAAAAAAAUUACAUCAGCCAGUGGUGUACUACGACUAGAACAUGAACUGAAUGGUGAUCUCACACGUUUAUCAGUUGCCGUGUGUCUCGAAAAUUAUGAAAACUAUUGUGGAAAAGCAUAUCCAGUUGAAAUAAAGCGAGAAGUUUCAUUCAAUUGGAUAUUUGUUCUAAUCGCAUCUGUGAUUGUUGUAUUUGUUUUAAUUUUAUUUGGUUUGUGUAUAUUUUGUGCACUACAAAGUCGGAAGAGAAAACGUAAUACUAGUCGAGAUACAGUAGCAUCAUCCAUUUCAUCUGCCAAACCAGUUAUUGAACCAUUGUCAAUUGGAACUGAAAGUCCAAAAUAUUUUACUCAUAUUACUCAUUCACCAACACGUACUGAACAACAAUAUUUGAAAGCGUCUUAUAGUAAAAUAGCUGAAAUACAAAAAUUAGACAAAUUUAGUCGAAAAGAUGACAAAUCGACUAAUCUAGUUGUUACAACAGCAGGUGGAACAAGUUCGGGCUCUGGUAGUAGUGGUAGUUCAUCUGAUCCAAUUUGUAAUAAUAAUUUAUCAUCAUUAUCUGGAAGUGACCAACUAACCGUAACUGAUUUCUAUCCGAUAUCGUUAACGUCGACGUCAACCGCGGAUUCAUCUUAUAAACCGUAUUACAAUCCUAUAACAGUUACAACAGCCGCAUCCAUGAUUAAUGAACCACUUGGAACUUCGACGUUCGGCAAUCUAACAAAUUCAAAUGGUUUUCAAAGUUAUGGAUUUCCUCUUUAUACAACAGCUAAUACAAAUAACAAUAAUAACAGUCAGAGAUUAUCACAAGAAAUUAUAUCAAAAAAAUAUGAUUUAAAUGAUGAGAAUGAAAGUGGAUAUUCAACACCCUCAAAGACAAAAAAAACUGUUUAUGAGGUCGUUGUUUGA